GAACUCCUCUUGUAAUUCAGUCUGCUUCUCCUGGAGCUCUGUCAUAUUUUUGCAUGAGUAGCUCGCAAACUGCUCCGUUUUUUUAAACCUCUCCCUCCGUGUCUCUGUGAAGGAGGGGGCAGAGAGGUGUUAGCUGCGCGCUGCAGACAUCAAUAAGAGGAGAGCCGCUUUCCACCGUCACAGCGCCGGAGCAGAGCAGGGGAGCCCUGGCAACAAGGACACACAAACGCAGCAGCCCCCGACAGCCCACUGGAAUGCAGACUCCACCUGCAUACGAACGGACAUGAGCCGCCACACUGACAUCUGACACGGCUCUGUUUCACUGUCAGAAGAAUCAAGGAACUUCAGCAGCUGAGCAGCGGGCUCCACCUACUCCACCCAAGCUCUGCCUCCUCAGCUCAGAGUGUUCUGCGUCCCUCACACCACCUUCUGCAUUCUGGGAUACUCUGGAACCUUCUCUAUGGGCUCUGCCACCUGCUGACAAACUGCAGUUGUGUUGAAUGAGGUUUGUGCUGCGUGUGGGCAGGCUUUCCUUUGGAGGGAGAUGAUUCCACAUGAAGUUCAGCGCACUCGACCCCCCAUCGGCCUCUGCAACUGCAGCAGGUGUGACGUUGUGAUGCUCUCCCCCGCCGCACUGGGUUCACCACUCAGCCGCUAAAGAUUGGGAACAGACCACUCCACUUCUCCCCCUUUAAAUCUUCCCUCUCCAUCUGACACCUUCGUUCGAGUCUUGGGGUGCAGGUUUUGAAUUGAGACCUGGCAAGCGGCAGCUUUGGGUGAACUAAAUCGAGUGGGAAAAAGAGGAAAAAAAAUUGGUGGGCUUUUUUUUGUUUUUUUUGGCAACUCAAUGUAGAAAUGAAGAGUUAAAAGAGAAAAAGGAAAGUAGGAAAAGAAAGAGCGGGAAAGUUUGAAAAGAAGGAACAGGCGCUGGGACUAAAGGCAUGUACAGAGACAAGAAGACAAGAAGUGAAACCAACAUGAAGUCCAACCAGGAGCGCAGUAAUGAAUGUUUACCCCCAAAGAAGAGGGAAAUCCCAUCAUGCACGUUGCCUUCUGAAAACCGCUCACCUGUGCCACCCCCCAGUGACAGCCAGCGCACGGAGAACAUGACCUGGCUAGCCAGUGUGGCUGGUGGAAAUGAAGGCAGCCUGGGUGAGCAUCGUAGCUUUAACCAGUCGGAUGGGGCCUUGUACAAAUCCCCAUCCUUGACCCACUCUUCCCCCUGUUCAUCCUCGCUGAGGCUGGUGUCCUCACUUCCUACCGUGUACACGUCCCCCAUAACACAGGCCACGGUUGGAGGGACAGUCCACUACACCCAACUUCCCCCCAACCUGCAGUUAAUAGCCUCACCCUACCCUACUCCCUACGCAGGCUACAUCCCCCAACAGCUACUCCCACCGCCUCCUCCACCCCUCCCCUCCUCUUCAUCAGCCGCACAGAGAGCCGCUUACGCGGAAACAACUGUCUCCAAGCAGGACCAGCAUCGAACGUCAUCGGGACGCACCUCCAUGCCUCCUCCUUCCACAGACUCCAUCCCACACAACGUUCAAAUUUCAACGUCCCCUCGGACUCUAGCGUCGUCUCACCUGUCGGCCCAGUCUGUGCACCCCCACCAUUCUAUGGGACAUGGUAUGUCCCACGUUGUGGUGAAAUAUACAGACGGUCCCUCAAGAAAAGAGGAAGGUGCCUCCAGAUCUAGAGAGUUCCACAACGGGGAUGUGGAAAGAGGGCAGAGGCCUAGACUGUCCCCAGAGUCGAGCCUCUUUAAGUCAGGGAGCAAACCAAGGGAACCCACGUCCUGUUUGUCUUCUUAUGAGGCCCGUCAGCUAGUUCUAUCACCAGACUAUACUCAUGAAUCUUUAGGGCCAAGAACCUCGGUCAUGCUAAUGCCCAACAGCCAUGAGGACCACCAGCUUUUACCAACCAGAGCCAACCUAGAGAAGCAAACAGCCUCCGCCCCCACACAUCAAGAGAAAGGUGGCAUUGUCAUGGGCAAGCCGCUCAACCGGACCCCAUCCUCGUCCACCACCUGCUCUUUCACCUUUCCUCCCCCACCAAGUGUAGACAAUCUGAAAGCUGGUGUCAGCUCGCUGUCUCCUCAGACUGUUAUCCAGACUACCCACAAUGCCACAGAGUCACUGUCAAUGGGGCUGCCCUCCACAAGCAUCUACCCACAACCACCCAUUAUUGGUUACAUCGCAGGGGGCAAUGGAGGCGGUUACCACACCAACUUACAGCAACACUUACUCAUUCCAGGCAGCCAACCAGUCAUCAUCCCUGUCAGUGGAGUCCCGACAUUAGAACCUGUGACCUCCCACAUUACGUCCUCCACACAAGCUGCACCUUUCCCUAGUACACUCCCACAUACGUACAUCGCUGCCACCUCCAUCAAAGGGGAAUCCUCAGAAAGCGGCUCGUUCCAUGAAGCUGCUUCAGGUGCUGUUGUUCAAGCCCAAAUUCAUCUCCCCAUGGUUCCUGCUCCAUCUGGGCUGGUUGCUCUUUCUCCUCCGUCCAGUACAGCGGCGUCCUCUUCACUACCCCCGUACUUCAUCAAGGGCUCGAUCAUCCAGCUGGCUGACGGUGAGCUGAAGCGUGUCGAGGACCUAAGGACGGAAGACUUCAUCCAGAGCGCAGAGAUCAGCAGUGAGCUGAAAAUCGACUCGUCCACGGUGGAGCGCAUCGAAGGGAGCCAAACCUCAGCAAACUUUGCCGUCGUUCAGUUCUCCGUAGGCGAACAUCGUUCACAGGUAAGCGUGGAGGUCUUGUUGGAGUACCCCUUCUUUGUUUUUGGCCAGGGCUGGUCGUCAUGCUGCCCCGACCGGACCACCCAGCUCCUCGAGCUGCCUUGUUCCAAGCUCUCUGUCGGCGACGUUUGUAUUUCGCUCACUCUCAAGAACUUAAAGAAUGGCUCCCUGAAGAAGACGCUGGAGCCGGCCAGCCAUGCUUCAGUCCAACACCUGAAACCCCACAGAGCCGCCUCAGACGCACCGCAGAGCUGCAGUGGAGGAAACUCCAGGCACCGGGAGCGGGAGAACGGCAUCAGCCAGCGGAGGAGUGACGAAAGAGGGAGCGGGGAAAGCUCCAGAAUGGAAAACGGAGAUGUCAUGGUGGAGGGAAGGAGGUCUGUUUUCAAAGGUCAGGUUGCCGGCAGCGCAGCGGUUGGUUGCAGCAAACCGGCGCCGAGCAGGAAGCGAAGGUGGUCUGCUCCGGAGGGUCGAGACAUAGAAAAAUCUGAGGAAGAGCCGCCCUUAACUCUGCCCAAACCUUCCUUCAUUCCCCAUGAGGUGAAAGUCAGCAUUGAGGGAAGGUCUAACAUCGGCAAGUAACGGCUAGCAGGACUGUUCAGAACCACUGGGUUUGGAAAAAGAGGUAAAAAUAAAAGGAUCCCACAGAAAAGUACGCCCAUGAUAAUGUUUUAUUUUUUUUUCUUUUCUAUCCUGAAUACUGUAAAAGUCCAUGUAGUUUAAACCUUUUUUACAGGUGGAUUUAAAAUCAAAGGAUCCGUACUGAUGGAAAUAUUGUGGCUCUGUGGCACGCAGACUAAAGCCCUCGUGACUCUCUUGGGUGCCACAGUCUGCACAGGCUGCAACCUUCAAGUUGACAUAUUUUGCACACUUUAAAGAAAAGUUUGUCACACGAAUCAUUAAAUCACAACAAACGCAAUGCAGAAAAAGUCACAUUUUGACUGUAAAAGUACCCUCUAGCUUGAUUUCAAUCAGAAGGAGCCAGAAGUCAUGGGGAAGCGUCGGCGUGCCACAUGGUCGAUUUUCGGUUUGAUGACAGAAAAGUCUUACAUAGAGGUUUAUGAUUAUUUUUUUUAACCCCUCAUCUCACUCAAUGCUUUAAAUGAUUGUCAAAAACUGAAAUCAGGGGUCAUUUAGUUUUUAAUUAAGCCUAAGUGGGUUCACGUAUAAUUCACUUUUCAAAGCAAAUCCUCUUCAUACAUGAUCUCUGAGUUGGUUUUAGAGGAGCUGUGAGAGAACCAGGAGCAUGUCCGCUUAGCUUACCACACCACACACAUUAGUCAAUGCUUUAUUUACUCAGUACUGUAUGUUUUCGACCUUUCUUUUUUUAGUUGGGACAGUGGCAGAAAGUAGCAGCAGCACUUUGAAAAGGUGGAGAUAGAUCACGGAGCAAACGAUGAAUGCUGAGGAGGAGAGGAAGGGAAGAAACCCAGCGACGGCUUUCUUUUUGCUACGUUGUUUUCAAUCUGAAAGAAAACCCCAAUUGUGAAGGUUUGUCGCUGAGUUGUGAAGUUUGUGUCCCAACACUAAACAGUGCAGCCCAUCCCUGCAAUCGGUGGUGUGACGGCGUGUUCUGACUGCAGAUGCGUUCGAUGACGUCAGAUUAGUGCACUUUCCUAACAGUAUGGUUGUACUGAAAGUGCUCUGUGGUGUGUGUUUGUGGCAGGAUAGGAUUUCAGGAGCGUGUUUGUGUAGGAAUGUAUAGAUGAUGCUUUUUGUCCAGUUUUUUUGUCUUUACUUUAGAAAAAUUGCAUUUUGCACAUGGAGAGGAUUAUGUUAGGCGGAGAGAACAUUUCUGAUGGCCCGGUCCGGAAACCAACACAAAAAAACACUGGAGGGUUUUUUUUUUGUUCUUCAAUCAGGCAAUUAGCACAUUUGGAGCAAAUGUUGUCUCAUCUGCUCAAUUAAGGUCAAGUUGUUUGAACGAGUGUAGCUUUAGAGCAGAAUUUAAAUGUGCCUGCCUACUGAAUUUAAUCCGCGGUUUCUUGGGUUCAGAGGGAGGCUGAGGGGUGAUAUGCACUAUUUGAUGACUAUCUGAUGGUUUAGUUGUACAAUCAGAGCCAUUUCAAAAAAAUCUGAAACAGAAUACGUGUGUCCAAGAACCUGCAGGUGCAUCUGUGGAUCUUAUCAGUUUCACUCAGCCUCCAUAUUUGCUUCUUGGAUGCUGUUUUGAUGAUAGGAAAAUGUUUUAUUUUUUAAAAAGCAGAUUUUGUUUCACAAGUUGAUGAGUCAGUGAAACGAGGUUAAGGAGAAGCAACCAGAAGACCCUAGAUUUACAAAAAAUAAAAUAAAUAAACACCAUUUGGAAUAAAAAAAAACUAAUCAGAUCAAUUCCACUGUCAUCCUUUUUAUCAGUAAAAAAUGUUCACAACAAUUAGGACAAGCAGUAUGUGUGGUUUGCGUGUGUCUGUGUUAGAGGGAGUGUCAGUUGUGUUUUGUGGUCGUAAGUAUGUCAUUCCCCUCCUGAAAAGCAGAACCAUCAGGUGAACUGAUGCCAAGUAAGUGAUGCUGCUUGGGUUACUUUAGAAAGCAAUAGUAAGACAAAACACAAGACUAUUCUCUUUGUAUAACACUUUCUGCAAUAAAACAUUUGUUCAUAAUUCCAAUUAAAGCCAAAAGUAGGGAAAAGAAAACAAUUAUUUCCUGCCAGUGAAGUGGAUAGUAUUUUAAAGUUAUGAAACCUCCUCAGAGAGUACAUAUCUUUAGGGAGCUGCAGCUGCACCAGUUGCCAGCCUUCAGGGAAACCUCUCAUUUAUGCAGUAACUGAGUCAAACCCCAGACCUGCUCUGCCCCUGAUGGAAAACCUCACGGUUCUUCACGCCGCCCAGCUCUGCCUCGUUGCCACGACUCCGUAGUGACCUCGUUAGCUUCAGGUACCUUUCAAUAAGCCAGGACUGCCCUUCGUUUAGCUUUUCUAAACGCAGCUUAGCUUGGAGUCCCACUCCGAUCAUCUUUUGAUCUAUUGUAAAAGCGUUCUCAGUCGUCUUUUAAUUAAAAUUAUGCAGUUUUUUGCCAAAAUCUAUUUCACUCAAUAGAAAUUCAUCUCUUAGUUGAGGGCGGAACUGUGGGUGCUGAAUAAGCCCGCGCCCCCUUCCCAUCAUCCAUCUGUUUACACACUCCUGCUAGCUUACAGCCCCAACAAAUAUGUUUUUACAUCAGAAUGGAGUGGAGCGAUCUGAAUAAAGAAAUAUUCUAGCCUAAAGUCUUUGAGAAAAUUCCAUAAAAGCACCAUUUUUAUUGGAGUGGGUCUCUAAACUGGCUCAAUCAUAGGUCAUGAUACAGUUGCAAACAGAUUCUUUGAAUGCAGUAGAGGGAGUGGUGAAGUUUGAAUAAGUUUUGAGUGUACAUGGUUUGGAUUUUGUCUUGAUGGCCCCAAAUCCUUUUUACCUUUAGAGAUGUACCACAAUGUGCAAUACUUCCACGAUUCUGUUGCCAAGUGUAUGUAGUGUAGUCUGCAUCGCCCCCUCUGUUCGUAUUUUCAGUCUCACGAGUCCUCAGAGAGGAUCCCCGAAUUCGCCCUUCUGUUUGUGAGGCCUUCGUCCGCUGUCGGUGUGUCUGCAGAGUGUGUUUACGGCUGUGGGAUGUCUCCUCCUGUAACUGUGUGUGAGAUCCGUCGUUGGUUCACGCUGAGACCCACAGGAAAUAGAAACCUCGUCGUUAGUGGGGACCACUUUUUGUAAAAAAAAAAAAAGUUUAAAAAGUUUAAAAAAAAAAGAAAAACCAACAGAGAUGCACAUGUAAGUAGAUGUAAUAAACUUGAUAAUGUUUCAGCACUUUCUAAUUCUGGGACGGGCUGUCUCAGACCGACCCCCGCCCCAGGGCUAACAUUCAUUCAGAACAGACAGUGAGAAUGGAAAAGGACUGUUUUGAAAAGAGAGAAAUUGCUCAAGUUUUUUGCACAUCGCCUUGCUGCAACCUUGUGUUUCACGUGUCUGUUCUCCACUCUCACUUCGGUGCGUUCUUGGGUCCAACGGGCCGAGGUGUAAGCUGAUUCCUUGGUUCUUCUAGGAAAACCUGAAAGCAUCCUUUCGUUUGUAGUGUGAUUUUAUUUGGCACUGCAACAACCUGGCUGGACCGCCAUUGUCCUUGGUUCCUUUGACAGCUUGGUUUGUAGCGUAGAAAGAGUGCGAACUUUAAUUUUCCUUUUUCCCCCCGUUUUGGUCUCCUUUGUAGCACUCGGCAUAAUGUCAGGAGAUUUAAACUACAUAGAGAAUGUCGACUUUUUUUUCUUCUUUUUUUUGACAAGCAUCCUCACUGGAGGAGCACAGCUUAUGUCAUCUUUUUUUAUUGGCUUCUUCUUGCACAACUUGACAAAUAAAAUGAAUGUUGGUGUGUGAGCUUUGACUUUCUGAUCAGAAAAACAACACGUGUGCUUUUUUGUUUCUGGAUGUUUGUACUUCCGGUUUAGAAAAAAAAAGGAUGUUUUCUCGGCACUUUGACGUGUUUUAAAAGUGAAUACAUUUCGAUCAGGAUUCCACUUUUUUCAUUAAUUGUGUUUUUUUUUUGUAUGAUGUCAAUGUCCAUAGCGCUGGAUAACCAACUCAGGCAGAAAGGAGAAAAUAAAAAGGCCCACAUGAGAACUUAGUUUCCUCCCAAUCAGUUUAUAACGUGGGCUUGAAUAGGGGUUAUUCAAUAUGUAAAUUAAUUUUGAUAUUUCACUUGAUUUAAUGCUAAACAAAUGUCGAUAUUGACAGUUAACUAUAAAUUAUUAAGAUGUUGUGUGUGUAAUCCUGGAGAUGGCUCGGAUCAACGGACUGAACAUCUCUGGUGUGCCUGUGUGGAUCAAACACUGGGAGGGGGGACAGGCGUUUCGGGUUCCUGACCUCUGACCCCGCCCACUGCCACUGAAGGGACAGACGUAUCUAUUCACAGCUGAAUCUGAACUGAGGCCUGCAGCCCGUCUGUCUGGAUGUUUCUCUGUUCUUCGGCGGAGCUUUCCUUCCCCGGAGGAGUGGACCUCGGGAUCCCGGCUAACUUGUCUGUACCGUACUGUACUCACCAAGUCCCUGUCUCACCUCUAUAGCAAUGGAGAAACCCUGUUGGUGUAUGUAACUGACAUCUGUACAAAUGCACCUCUUUGGAGAAAACAAACUAAAUGAAACCUUGACAUAUCUGGA
Messenger RNA from Oryzias melastigma (Indian medaka), 7861 nucleotides. It is a transcript of the gene atxn1a, whose product is annotated as ataxin 1a. Lineage: Eukaryota; Metazoa; Chordata; Actinopteri; Beloniformes; Adrianichthyidae. The transcript is spliced from 5 exons. The record is from RefSeq and is a predicted model, not a curated record. Gene Ontology annotation, biological process: nervous system development; negative regulation of transcription by RNA polymerase II. Bases 942 to 3326 code for a protein of 794 amino acids. Gene Ontology annotation, molecular function: protein binding; RNA binding. Gene Ontology annotation, cellular component: nucleus.